AUGACGAUCCUCAUCUAUGACAACUGCGAGCUGGAGGAGCGGGCUUCUAGAUAUCUCAACGCAUGGAAAGCAUGGCACCUGGUGCUGUACUCCGUGGCCGGAGUAUUCGGCAUCCUGAACUACGUGUUCCUCCAUAACACAAUGCAGCUAAUCGACGGCAACUGUGUGUUGACACCGCGUGAGCUCGCGUUCCGCGCGUUCGAACUUCCCAACAACACGGCCGACAAGAUUAAUGCGACAUUCGACAGCUUAAAGGAGCCCCCGGGCGGUGCUCAAAGAGAUGACAAGCCUGUCGAAGUUGCUACAGAGCCGAAUGCAGUUAUCGCUGCAAACGAAACAAACGAUAGUAAUAAUACUAAAAGACAAACAAACGUCGUUAGUAAUCAUCAAUACGUACUGGUCGAAGAAGAUAACGCUACCAUGUUGACAGGGAACGAGACACACCGCCUGAUGUUAGACACGUCCCGGUCGCUGUUCGCGCGAGACAACGACUGCCAGUUCGCUGAAUAUAUGCCGGUCAUGUCUACCAUCUUCGCCGCGGUGUGGAUUACUUUCUUCACCAUGUGCCCGGGCGGUGGCCACUCGAGAUCUGGGCUGCAGAGACCGUGGCGUAUUUUGGUACCAGCGUUGCUCUUCUCGUUGAUCCUCGUGGGUCUGACGGGACACAGCUUCAUCCAGACCAAUGGCGGCAUCCAGGACUUCUGCGCCGCCUUCUUCAACAUCACCAACACCACUACGUGCUCGAGCGCGAACGCCUACGUGGAGCGGGGCGCGGGUGCGGCGUGGGGCCUGGGGGGGCGGGCGGCGGCGACCCGGGCCGCCAGCGCGGGCGUUUGGGCGAGCUGGGCCUGCGCCGCCGCCCUGCUGCUCGCGCGCUGCCUCACCGCCAGGGACUUCGUGGUGCGCCGCACCGCCGUCCGACUCGUGCGCGACCCCAACCAGAAGGUGACACCGUACUUGAGAAAAACCUCCAAACGCCGAAAAUCGACCCGGACUUCCCUAACGGCGAGGGACAACGUUUCCUUAAGGUCGGAGCCGACUGCCACGACGGAGUUGGUGACGGCGUCCAUCGAGCCAGGCCAGGAAACCGCAGUGAACACUCCAGACGUCACACCCGUUAAGAAAGCCCAACGAGAGGUCGCAAUCGAAAUGACAAAUUCCCCGCAAUCGACGAUA
Molecule: messenger RNA, 1176 nt
Organism: Iphiclides podalirius (scarce swallowtail)
Lineage: Eukaryota; Metazoa; Arthropoda; Insecta; Lepidoptera; Papilionidae
Source: the annotation of a GenBank genome assembly